GUGCACUUUACAGGUAGACUGAGAUCAAGACUCAAACAGCAUGAUGUCUUCAGCAGUGGUAUUGAAUCUUCUGCUUCUAGUGUCCAUCGCUUCUGCAGGACAUUAUUAUGGAGGCUCACUGACCUUCACACCUAAAGGAACAAAUCCAGAUGGGAGCAUUAGGGUUGAAUUUCGCAUCAAGCAAAACUAUGAUGAGAUCUCGUGCUAUUAUCAACCAUAUAACUGCAUCUCUGGGAAUUGUGGCUAUGAGAGCAAUCUGGUCUAUGGUAAGGUUGACCGCAGCUCUAAUGGCAGGAGUGGUUACACUAACACUUGGUGCCAAAAUGAAGCUGUGGUCACAAGAAAUAUUCACGGAAAUGCACCAUUUGAUAUGCAGGAUUAUUCCUGCUGCUGGGUGCCCACAGUUAACUAUGUUGGUUCUUGGAGACUCUUGACACACGUAGAUCUUGGCAUAAGAGCUGACACAAAUAAACCCAACCACUCCCCUAUCACCACUAGUUUACCACUUAUACGUGUUCCUCAAAACUGCCCUCGUACGUACCACUUGAUGGCCUUUGACCCAGAUGGCGAUCAGGUCAGAUGCAGAUAUGGACUUCAGCAAAAUAGUGAAUGUGACACGUGUGACCAGCCAAGUGGUUUCAACCUAAAUCAGCAUGCCUGCACUUUAGAGUACAGCAGUACUUACAACACAGGAGUCUAUGGAUUUGAGUUGGUUCUAGAGGACUUCCCUAAGAAACACACAAAUCUCGCCUACACUGAUGGCUCCCGGUCUUAUAGGUGCCCUCUAGGGAGUGCAAGACAAAACACAAUGACUACCACUGUGCCUCCAACUACUCCAUGGUGGUUGUGGUAUCACCAACAAACUACCACAGUUCCACCUACAACUACCACUGUGCCUCCAACUACUCCAUGGUGGUUGUGGUAUCACCAACAAACUACCACAGUUCCACCUACAACUACCACUGUGCCUACAGCUAAUCCAUGGUGGUGGUGGUAUCACCAACAAACUACCACAGUUCCACCUACAACUACCACUGUGCCUACAGCUAAUCCAUGGUGGUGGUGGUAUCACCAACAAACUACCACAGUUCCACCUACAACUACAACUGUGCCUACAGCUAAUCCAUGGUGGUGGUAUCACCAACAAACUACCACAGUUCCACCUACAACUACAACUGGGCCUACAAGUACUCCAUGGUGGUGGGGGCCUCAGACCACAACAACAAAAUCGCAUCAGCGUUCUUACGAACCAUUUAGCAAGAUCCCGCUGCAGUUCAGUUUUCUUGUUGACCCACCUGCUCCGUCCUGCACUGAGGGACUCUACAUACCUCACUUUUUGUCACCAACUCCACACGAUGGAGAACGACUACACGGUGCACCACUCCGUGAGCUAGAAAUUCGGGUUAAGGCCACAGCAGCUUAUACAACGGUUAAUGAUGUCAUCAUUAGUGGCCCUCUUAACAUAACUAAGCACCCUAUGAGUUCUGGAGAGUACGCCAUCAGAUGGACACCAAUGAGGGACGAUCUUGGAGAAAGUUUCCCCAUAUGUUUCAUUGCUGAAAGCUCAGAUGGAAUGAACAUUUAUCAGUCUGAAAUGAGAUGUGUUAUUCGUCACAAUUGGACGUCAAGACGUUAAAGCGAACGUGAUUUGCACCGAAAGCAACAUGGUGGUUGAAAUUGAGCAGCAGAAUUCUGUCGGGCUACACAAGGACUUUCUGCGACUCAAUGAUCCUGCCUGUACCCUGGACUCAAACGGCACUCAUGUGCUAGCA
Misgurnus anguillicaudatus (oriental weatherfish) is the source of this 1772-nucleotide messenger RNA. Lineage: Eukaryota; Metazoa; Chordata; Actinopteri; Cypriniformes; Cobitidae. The record is from RefSeq and is a predicted model, not a curated record.